CCCCGAAAAAAAAAAAAAAAACCCAAAACCCACCCAAAACCAAACCCCUCCAUUUCCCCGCCCCGUCUCCUCCCGCCCCGGGGGUUCGAGGCGACGGUGAUGGGCCCCGCGUUGUUUUUGGCCGCCGCUGCCGCCGCCUCCUUGGCGUUCCCGGUUACCGGAGCCGGUCCCGGUCCUACCCGGCUCCGUUUAUUCUUCACCCCCCCCCGUUGUCGGUUCCGUUGUUCCGGUGGCCGCUGCGCCCAUUUCUGCCAGCGGGGAAACGCCACCGCCCUGGAAAGCGGCCGCCAGCCCGGGGGGGGCAGCGGGUUCCGUCUCGUCGUCUGCCCGCUGCUGUGCCGAAACGGGGGGGUCUGCGCUCGCCCCGACACCUGCCUGUGCCCCCCCAAAUUUACCGGCAAGUUCUGUCACCUCCCCGCUAACGACACCCAAGGGGACGGGGGGGUCCCCCAAAAUCCGGGGGGGCCCCAAGCCCUCACCCAAUCCGUCUACACCCUACCCUUGGCCAACCAUCGGGAGGAAGAGGAUGGUGCCCAGUCCAUGGUGAGCAUCCACGUGCAGCACCCACCCGAAGCCUUGGUCACCAUCCACCAAGUGGAACGGGUGCGGGGGGGAGAGGAGACCCCCCCAGCACCCACAGCCCCCCCAGCACCCAAAGCCCCCCGCCCAGCACCCCUCUAUCGCGUCGUGGCGCAGAGCAGCCCCCGGGUGCCCCCCAGCGAGGAGGGUGCUGGGUACGGGUACUGCUUCCGGCAGCUGCGCGGGGGAGAGUGCAGCUCCCCCCUCCCCGGUCUCCGCACCCAGGACGUCUGCUGCCGGGGCGCCGGCGUGGCGUGGGGGGUCCACGAGUGCCAGCCCUGCGACGGCCACCCCCAGCUGCCCCAGCGGGAUGCUCCGUGUCCCCAAGGCUUCCAGCGCGUCAAUGGGUCCUGCGUGGACGUGGAUGAGUGCCAGGAGGGGGGGUUCUGCCAGAACGGGCUCUGCACCAACACGCGGGGCAGCUUCGCCUGCCUCUGCCAGCCGGGAUUCCUGCUGGAUUCUUCCCGCUCCAGCUGCAUCUCCCACCAGGUGAUCUCGGAGGCGCGGGGACCCUGCUACCGCGUCCUGCGGGAGGGGCGCUGCGCCCUCCCCACCCUCCGCAACAUCACCCGGCAGAUCUGCUGCUGCAGCCGGGUGGGCAAAGCCUGGGGGGGCUCCUGCCUCCGCUGCCCCCCCUUCGGCUCCGAGGGGUUCAAGGAGAUCUGCCCGGCCGGCCCCGGUUACCAUUACUCCGCCUCCGACCUUCGCUACAACACCCGAUACCUGGGGCAGGAUCUGGCCCGCGUCCCCCUCGGCCGUCCCCGCGCCGUCACCGCCGCUCCCCCCCCCCGAUGGCAGGAGGAGCGACGACCGGGUCCCCUGCCCGUCACCCGAAUGCCACCCGUCCCCACGAGGCCACCGCUGGUCCCCGAGAGGCCACCGCUGGUCCCCGAGAGGCCACCGCCAGCCCCCGAGGUCAUUGUGGUCCCACGACCCACCCAGGGACUGGUGGGACCCUUCCCCACCCGGGAGGGACCGAGUCCAGCCGUCGGCAGCGUCUGCGAGAGGAACCCCCAGAUCUGCGGCCCCGGGCGCUGCGUCCCCCGCCAGGGCGGUUACACCUGCCUCUGCCACCCUGGGUUCUGGCUCAGCACCCAGGGCACCCACUGCAUCGACGUCGACGAGUGCCGGCGCAGCCCCCGACCCUGCGCCAACGGGCGCUGCGAGAACUCGGUGGGGAGUUACCGCUGCGUCUGCUCCCCCGGUUACCGUCCCGGCGCCGCCGGCACCGACUGCCAAGAUGUGGAUGAGUGCGCCCAGAGCCCCCCGCCCUGCGCCCACGGGCGUUGCGAGAACUUGCCGGGUGGCUACCGUUGUGCCUGUCCCGCCGGCUACCGGGGGGCCGCGCCGGAUGAGCCCUGCGAGGACAUCGACGAGUGUGAGAACCACCUCGCCUGCCCUGGCCAAGAGUGCGUCAACACCCCGGGCUCCUUCCAGUGCCAGCCCUGCCGCGAGGGCUUCCAGCUCCACCGUGGCCGCUGCGCAGACGUGGACGAGUGCGCAGUGGGUUCCCCCUGCGGCCCCCACGGCCACUGCGCCAACACCGAGGGCUCCUUCCGCUGCGAGUGCCGGCGCGGUUACCGAGCAGGCGGCGACGGCACGCCGUGCGCAGACAUCAACGAGUGCCUGGAGGGCGACUUCUGCUUCCCCCACGGCGAGUGCCUCAACACCGAGGGCUCCUACGCCUGCCUCUGCGCCCAGGGCUACGCCAGCACCCCCCAGGGCACCGCCUGCGCCGACGUGGACGAGUGCCAGCGCGGGGGCGUCUGCGAGGGCGGCCGCUGCGUCAACACCGACGGUUCCUUCGAGUGCCACUGCCCGGCGGGUUUCCGCACCGACUCCGACAAAGCCCUGUGCCAGGACGUAGACGAGUGCCAGGAGUACGGCGCCAGCCUCUGCGGCGCCCAGCGCUGCGAAAACAUCCCCGGCUCCUACCGCUGCGUCACCGAUUGCCAACCCGGCUACCGGGCCGGUGACGGUGGCGACUGCGUCGACGUAGACGAGUGCCAGGAGUACGGCGCCAGCCUCUGCGGCACCCAACGCUGCGACAACCUCCCCGGUUCCUAUCGCUGCGUCACCGAUUGCCAACCAGGCUACCGGCUUGGUGACGACAGGGACUGCGUCGACGUGGACGAAUGCUCCAACGGGACUUUGUGCGGAGCCCACGCCACGUGCCACAACCUCCCCGGCUCCUUCCAGUGCGCCUGCGAUCCGGGCUACGAAACCGCCCGCCACGGCCACCACUGCGUGGAUGUGGAUGAAUGCGAGACGUUACGGGGGGUCUGCGGGGCCGAACGCUGCGAGAACGUCGAAGGCUCCUUCCUCUGCCUCUGCCCCGACAGCCGGGAUGAAUUUGACCCCGUGACGGGGCGUUGCGGCCCCCCCCCAACCCCCCAAACCCCCCCGCGGGCUCAUGGCACGGCUGCCUGUUUCAGCAAAGCUUGUGGGGUGCUGGCACCCAACGUCACCCAGCAGCAAUGCUGCUGCAGCCUGGGCUGGACUUGGGGCACCCAGUGUCCUGCCCAGCCCUGCCCAGCCCCCGGCACUGACGAUCACCUCACCAUCUGCCCGCACGGGCAGGGCCGAGCCGCUGCUGGUCCCCAGGACUUGCCGGCAGACGUGGACGAGUGCCGGCUCUUCGGGCCCCAGCUCUGCCGGGGGGGGGUUUGUCUCAACGCCGCCCCCGGCUUCAGCUGCUACUGCCCCAGCGGCUACUACUACGAGCAGGAGCAUCUGCAGUGCGUGGAUAAUGACGAGUGCGCGGCCGAGGAGGCAGAGCCCUGCCUGGGGGGUCGCUGCGUCAACACGGUGGGCUCCUACUACUGCUCCUGCCCCCCGCCGCUCGUCCUGGACGGGUCCCAGCGCCGCUGCGUCGCCAACGACACCCACCUGGAUGCUGCCCAAGCCGUGUGCUGGCAGGAGGUGGGGGUCGACCUGGUGUGCGGCAGACCCCGGCUGGACAGGCAGGUCACCUACACCGAGUGCUGCUGCCUGUACGGGCAGGCCUGGGGCAUGGACUGCGCCCUCUGCCCUGCCCGCCACUCAGACGACUUCGAGUUCCUCUGCAAUGUGCUGCGCCCCCCCAACUACGGCCCCCCCCGCGCCCCCCCCUCCUACGAAUACGCCCCCGACUUCGCCCCCCCUUACGGCCUCCCUUACGGCCCCGACAUUUUUGGGGGGCCCCGGGUUCCCCCCCCGGCUCUCCGCUCCGACUAUGACCCUUAUGGCUUUGGGGGGGUUGCGGGGGGUUACGACCCCCGGGGGGACCCUCUCUACGCCCCCCCCCGCUAUGAGGGUGAAGAUUUCGAGGAUCCCCGGCGCCCCCUCGUCCAUCGGCCCCGGGGACCCCGCUACGAGCCCCCCGACCCCCACCCCGGCCCCCCCUGGUCCUACCAACCCCACGGGACCGGGGGGUUCAUCGAGGAGGAGGAAGAGGAGGAGGAGGAGGAUGGGGAGGAGGAGGAGUGUGGGGUGCUGAGCGGGUGCCGGAACGGGCGCUGCGUGCGGGUGCCCGACGGCUUCACCUGCGACUGCGAUCCGGGGUACCGGCUGGACCCCGCUCGGCUGGACUGCGUCGACAUCGACGAGUGUUUGCAGGCAGCGCUCUGCCUGCCCGGCCGCUGCCUGAACACCCCCGGCUCCUUCCGCUGCCUCUGCCCCCCCGGCCACGUCCUGGCCCUGCCCACCCCCCGCUGCCUGCCCGCGCACCCCCCCCCCCCCGAGCCUGAGGGACCCCCCCCCCCCCCCAAAUCUCCGCCGGGGGCCCCUAUAUUUAUUGUGUGUGUGUAUAUAUAUAUAUAUAAUGUAUAGGAUCUGGGUGGGAGGACCCAUCCUGCCCCCACCCACCCACCCCGGACCAUCAAUGGGGGGGGGGGGGGAGCACCCAUGGGUGCUCCUGCUGGCACCUGGUUGGGUCAUCAUUCCCCCCCCCCCCCGCCGCCGCCUCGUUUUUGGGGUGCUGUGGUAGAGCAUCCCAGGGAUGGGGUGGGGGAGAAGUUUGGGGACCCCCCCCGCCCACACCCACUUUUACAGAAUAAAGGUUUUCUAUAA
This is a messenger RNA of Grus americana (Whooping crane), 4629 nucleotides long. RefSeq names its product latent-transforming growth factor beta-binding protein 4-like. The record is from RefSeq and is a predicted model, not a curated record. Lineage: Eukaryota; Metazoa; Chordata; Aves; Gruiformes; Gruidae. Gene Ontology annotation, molecular function: calcium ion binding.